Molecule: messenger RNA, 1923 nt
Organism: Synchiropus splendidus (mandarinfish)
Lineage: Eukaryota; Metazoa; Chordata; Actinopteri; Syngnathiformes; Callionymidae
Gene: adra2db
Product: adrenergic, alpha-2D-, receptor b
Exons: 1
Coding region: 257-1543 (428 amino acids)
Biological process (GO): adenylate cyclase-activating adrenergic receptor signaling pathway
Cellular component (GO): membrane
Molecular function (GO): adrenergic receptor activity
Source: RefSeq, a predicted model, not a curated record
CAGUGCGCCUGAUGCCAAGACGAUGCUGAGCUUUACGCACGCGGAAUUUCACGCGGAUCUUUGCGUUUUUGGGAACUUUUUCAACUCAUUGUUCUGUUGUGGACUCGGAGAAUGCGCCUGGGAUACUCGGACACCUUGUGACGCGAUGGGAACGCAUAUGUUUCUGCGCUUUGGCGGACGGAACGGUGCGUCAUCGGCGUCAGGGGGGGAAGAGCGCGCAGACAAAGAUGUUGCUCUCGUGUGAAUUCCGGCCACAAUGGAUGUGCUAGAUCUAAAUCAGUCGACUGAGAAUGCGUGUAAGCAGGAAAACAGCAGUGACACUGGGGACGCGCUGCCGCACACGGAGGCGGCUGCUGCGCUCAUCAUCCUGGUGGUGUCAGUCAUCAUCUCUGUGACCAUCGUGGGAAAUGUUCUUGUGAUAGUGGCGGUGCUGACCAGCCGCGCUCUCCGCGCGCCACAGAACCUGUUUCUGGUCUCCCUGGCUUCAGCUGACAUCCUGGUGGCCACACUGGUCAUCCCCUUUUCCCUGGUGAAUGAGGUCAUGGGUUACUGGUACUUUGGCAGCACUUGGUGCGCGUUUUAUUUAGCGCUGGAUGUGCUCUUCUGCACCUCAUCCAUUGUGCACUUGUGCGCCAUCAGCCUGGACCGCUACUGGUCCGUCACCAAGGCGGUGAGCUACAACCUGAAGCGCACUCCCAAGCGCAUCAAGUCCAUGAUCGCAGUGGUGUGGCUGAUAUCUGCCGUCAUCUCCUUCCCUCCUCUUCUCAUGACCAAGCACGAUGAGCGAGAGUGCCUUCUGAACGAUGAGACUUGGUACAUCCUCUCCUCCUGCCUGGUCUCCUUCUUCGCCCCGGGGCUGAUCAUGAUUCUGGUUUAUUGUAAGAUCUACAAGGUGGCCAAACAGCGCUCGUCCACAGUCUUCGUGGCGAAGAACGGACUGGAGAGGCAGCCGUCCCAGUCCGAGACCUGCUUCGUGAGGAAGGACCGGAUGGAGAAUGAGAGUCCGAGCAGCGUGAGCUCCGGGAGCCAGCAGAGGCGGCAGGAGGAGGAGGGGGAGCUGGACGACAUCGACCUGGAGGAGAGCUGCUGCGCAACGGACACCAAACCCCGCAAUCACCGCUUCACCAAGCGGAGGAAAGUGGAGGGCUCGGACUGCUGCCAGCCUCAGAACUGUCGGCUCUCCUGGGCAUCAGCCCGGGCUCCACAACUCUACCCGGAUCAGAGGAACCCCGCGGGGCGCCGGCAGCAACACCUGGCCGCGUCCAACAAAAACAAAGUGGCGCAGAUGCGCGAGAAGCGCUUCACCUUCGUACUGGCGGUGGUGAUGGGAGUGUUCGUGCUCUGUUGGUUCCCCUUCUUCUUCACUUACAGCUUGCACGCGGUCUGCAGAGACAGCUGUUACAUCCCGGGCACCCUCUUCAACCUUUUCUUCUGGAUUGGCUACUGCAACAGUUCAGUCAACCCCAUCAUAUACACUAUUUUCAACAGAGAUUUCAGGAAAGCCUUCAAGAAAAUCCUGUUCAGAACUGCGAAACGCACAUAAACUUGGACACUCACUUUCAGGAGGACGGUCGCGACGGUAGCGUUAGAUAGGUCCAAUUUUGUUCAUGUAAAUGUCAUACAUUGUCUUUUAUUGUCAGUGAAUAAAAAGUUCAAUCUGUACAUUAGUCUCUCACUAUUUAUCUAGGAAUCAACAUUUCAAAAGACCAGUAAUAAAUGACAUCAGAAGUUAUGACUCUCAGUUGACAGAGCUGGAGGACAUCUCUGGGUCUCUUUAGUUUGGCUGCUGCCCCUGCGACCCAAGCAGGAGAAAUGGAUGUACACAUUUAAAAACCUCAUAAAACUACAUAUGGAACUGUGUAAAUAAAUAAAUUAUGUACUGGGUUAAUUUCAUAAAUGUUCCACUUUCCAUGUACCCACCUA